Molecule: messenger RNA, 4248 nt
Organism: Aquila chrysaetos chrysaetos
Lineage: Eukaryota; Metazoa; Chordata; Aves; Accipitriformes; Accipitridae
Gene: FBXW2
Product: F-box and WD repeat domain containing 2
Exons: 7
Coding region: 1664-3028 (454 amino acids)
Molecular function (GO): protein binding
Source: RefSeq, a predicted model, not a curated record
CGGCGCGGGGCUCGCCCCGCCCCGCUCCCCUCCCCUCCCCGCGCCGGAGCGUGGCUGAGGCGCCGCGUCCCCGCCCGAGGGCGACCGCCCGCCGCGGGUCGCCCGCAGGUUGCGGUGCGGGCCGCGGAAGCGCUGGGAGCCUUGUCCUGCCGUGGGAGCGAUGGCCGCGGGGAAGCCCCAGCCCGUGCCGGGCUCGGGGGGGCCGCGCGAGCGGCGGCGGCUGCUGCUGCGUGCCGAAGGACGCUCCGCGCCCGGCCGCUACCUGAGGUGAGCGCCGCGGGACUCGGGCGAGCGGCGCGGCGGCUGUCGGCGGCAGCGGCGCUGGAAGUCUCCAGUCCUGGCCGCCUUGUUUGCGUGCGGAGGGAGCCCGUUAGAAAUUGUUGUUCGUUUCAAAGAGAACACAUGCCUGUUAGAACAGCAAAAUAUAUUCGGUACCGUAUGUGCUGAGGAAAGCCGGUAAGUGCUGUCAGCAGGAGAAGUUACUGUAUGAACUUGUGGCUUGGUAGGAGCAGCUGUUUCUCUGCAUUUGACACCCAGUACCUUCUUGUGUUUUUAUCAACAAUUGCAUGCCAUAUGCAGCCUUUCAUAGUGAAGACUCUGCUUUUCCGUACUACUAUGCCACGUUAAGAGGCGUACUCUAAGAUCCUAUUCUGUGAAGGUAAAAUGUCUGUAUAGAAAUAAACACGUUAUUGACUCCCACUCAGAUUCCUCAAUUCUUUGGGUUUGGGAGCUUCCAUGAAUUAAAUUCAGCUGGGUGUCUCAUGAAUUGAAUUGGAUCUUCCAGAGGAAAUAAAUAAUUAUGGGGUUUUAACUGUUUGCCCGACAUUUAUCUUGUUAAUCACUUGUCCAGGCUUAUUGUAGGAACUUGAGAUGCCGCAGGAUAGUAUAAAUGCAUACAGAUCACGUAGUUCAGGAGUUUACAGUAUUUCAAACCUUCAGUUUCACAGUUAAUACUUUUCAUUGGAAAUAAACUGAGAAAAUAGGAAAAAAAAAAGGAAUUACAAAAAAAAAGAAAAAAGUGUUUAGGUCAAAGCAGUGCAGACAUGUCAGUUGAUACUAGACCAGCACAAUCUAGUCUUUACACGAGCCAAAUAGAAAGACAGCUAACAUAUCCUUCAACGCAGUUUUUCAGACAUCUCUCUGUAGCUUCUUUUGAAAAAAAAUACAGUUACCUGCUUUGCGUUUAAAAUAGUUCAGGACAAAGGUAUGAAUAAGUUCUGUCAGUAACUAGCUUAUAAUUCUGCUUAUAUCCUUUGGUUUCUUCCCUUUAUCAGUAUAAUCCAUGAGUAAACUGUAAGACAGUGUUUAUUUGCUAUAAUAGGUUUAAAACUUAAACUAACCCUUACCUUAUUGGAUUCAGAAUUUGAAAGUGUUAACCUAGAACAAGAAGGAUGUUAACAUUCAUAUGAAUGCUAACAUUCACUACCUCCAUACAAUUCACUUCUAAGUCUGAUGUGGGACAAAUGAUAGUUCAAAGUGCAUGCAAAUGCUUAGUCCUAACCUAAUGAAUAUUUUAAAAUGCAUUUGGUCACUUUAGUCUAUGUGUUAACAUGCCAUUUGGAAUACUGAUGUACCAGUAAUAAAGAUGUGAUGCUUACCUUGUUUUCUGAACGGAACUAAUACAGUAUUUUGAUGUAUCACAGGUAAAUUUUUCCAUAACCUUAUGGAGAAAAAGGACUUUGAAGCAUGGCUUGAUAACAUUUCUAUUACAUUUCUUUCUCUGACGGACUUGCAGAAAAAUGAAACUCUGGAUCACCUGAUUAGCUUGAGUGGAGCAGUCCAGCUCAGGCACCUCUCCAAUAAUCUAGAGAUUCUCCUCAAGAGGGACUUCCUCAAACUUCUUCCAUUGGAACUUAGUUUUUAUCUGUUAAAAUGGCUUGAUCCUCAGACCUUACUCACAUGUUGCCUCGUCUCUAAGCAGUGGAAUAAGGUUAUAAGUGCCUGUACAGAGGUGUGGCAGACUGCAUGUAAGAAUUUGGGUUGGCAAAUAGAUGACUCUGUUCAGGAUCCUCUACAUUGGAAGAAGGUUUACCUAAAGGCUAUUCUAAGGAUGAAGCAACUGAAGGACCACGAAGCCUUUGAGACAUCCUCUUUAAUUGGACACAGUGCCAGAGUAUAUGCACUUUACUAUAAAGAUGGACUUCUGUGUACAGGAUCAGAUGACUUGUCUGCAAAACUGUGGGAUGUAAGCACAGGUCAGUGCAUAUAUGGUAUCCAGACACACACUUGUGCUGCAGUGAAGUUUGAUGAACAAAAGCUUGUAACAGGAUCUUUUGAUAACACAGUAGCCUGUUGGGAAUGGAGCUCUGGGGCAAAGACACAGCAUUUUAGAGGACAUACUGGUGCAGUUUUUAGUGUGGAUUACAAUGAUGAACUUGAUAUUCUGGUCAGUGGCUCUGCAGACUUCACUGUGAAAGUAUGGGCCUUAUCAACAGGAACGUGCCUGAAUACCCUUACUGGACACACAGAAUGGGUCACUAAGGUAGUUUUGCAGAAGUGCAAAGUCAAGUCUCUUAUGCAUAGUCCUGGGGAUUAUAUUCUUCUAAGUGCAGAUAAGUAUGAAAUCAAGAUUUGGCCUAUUGGAAGGGAAAUAAACUGCAAGUGCUUAAAAACACUGUCCGUUUCUGAAGAUCGCAGCAUCUCCCUACAGCCCAGACUGCACUUUGAUGGUAAAUACAUAGUGUGCAGUUCAGCCCUAGGAUUAUACCAGUGGGACUUUGCUAGCUAUGAUAUUCUCAGGGUUAUCAAACCUCCUGACUUCUCAAAUGUGUCCUUGCUGGGCUUUGGAGAGAUAUUUGCUCUACUGUUUGAUAACAGAUACCUGUAUAUAAUGGACUUGAGGACAGAAAAACUGAUAAGCCGCUGGCCUCUUCCAGAGUAUAGGAAGUCAAAGAGAGGCUCAAGCUUUUUGGCUGGUGAAAUGUCUUGGUUAAAUGGACUAAAUGGCCAAAAUGAUAUGGGCUUGGUUUUUGCCACGAGUAUGCCGGACCAUAGUAUCCAUUUGGUGUUAUGGAAAGAACAUGGCUGAAAAGCUCACAUAUGCAGGAUCUUCAGGAAUAUAUGGACUAUCAGCAGUGUGUCCAUAAAAUGAGACUUUGCAUGAACCAAAGUUGCACACCUAAUGGUAUCAUCAUGCAAUGCACAAUCAUUUACUUUUAUUUGGGCAUUUGGGAAUGGGUGGUUUUGGACAUAAUGCAAUACAGCAUGCUAACAGUAUUCACCACAAAAUUUUGUCUGUACUCAUGUUUAAGCAUACCUAUUUGGGCUCUGAAGCAUAGCUUUUAACAUGUAAACCAUUCAAAUCCACCAUCAAGUUUGAAAUGAAGUAGUGCUUGACCUGACUUCUGACCUAUUUUUUGUUGUUGAAACAGAAGGUGAAGCUACUAUUUCAGAACCAUAGGCUUGUGUAUGUGUAACAGCAAAUACUGGUUACAGUGCAUGGCUGCUUAACUCAAAUGAGAAGAUAACAAACCCUUUCUCUCUCCAGUAUCAUUCUCUUCAAAAUGGUUUUUCCUUCUGAUAGCUUUAAAUACUUAGCCUUUGAAAUAGAAGAAUCAAAUGAGUCCUUUAACUAGGAUCAGAUGCUAACAAUAAUAAUUUAAGUUCGGGAACAUGUAAAUAUGAACUCUCCUCAGCAAGAAUGAGCCAACUUUUCAUCUAUCUAAUGGAGCUUGCCAACACAAUUAACCUUAGAGAACCUCUGACAGUAUUCAUCAUAUUUGCUGAUGGUAACUCAGAAUGGCUUGAUCAGUGUUUUAUUUAUAGUCUGUAUCUCCUGUAAUUUGUGUGAGAACAUAACUUAGUUCACAGGUAGGUAGAAAUGUAAUGAAUAGGAAGAUUAUGUUCAAUCUCUACAGCAAGAGUCACUCUCUUACAUUAAAUGAUGUCUAGCAGCCAUUCACUUUUUCCAAAAGUUGCAAUUAGUAUAAUCAUGCACUUCAAGCAGUUGCUACAUCUAGAUUUGGAAAGCAGGGGCAAAUAACAGUGAGACUGCCACAUCUUGGGCGGGGGCAUGGAAAAAGUAUCGAAAGUCUGAAGAAAAGUAUAGGACUAGAAAAAGGUCUUUAGCUUUCAUCAUCAUAGGAGACCCGAUGUACACGAGUUAACUAUUGACUAGCAAAUACCUAUCCACAUACUUUUGUGGUAUUUGACUUGUACUUAAAAGCUGUAUCAAUGACAUCACAUGCUUUAGAAACGCUUUAGGUUGGUUUCCCCUCCUCCCUUACAAUAAAAUCUCCCCUUAAUGUC